Molecule: messenger RNA, 852 nt
Organism: Schizosaccharomyces osmophilus
Lineage: Eukaryota; Fungi; Ascomycota; Schizosaccharomycetes; Schizosaccharomycetales; Schizosaccharomycetaceae
Gene: wtf37
Product: wtf meiotic driver
Exons: 5
Coding region: 1-852 (283 amino acids)
Source: RefSeq, a predicted model, not a curated record
AUGAAAAACAAAUAUACUCCUAUUUCGGAUUCUGAUGACUCUUCCAAUACGCUCAAUGAUGAAAAGGCAGAUACGCAUUCUUCAGAUGGUACGCCUCCUCCGUAUUCAGCUUCAAACAAAUUUAUAGAUCUAGAAAUAGCUGAUGGAUCCGCUCAGAAUUCCGCCCAAGAUACUGUUAAUAAUACUAGGUCGAGUUCGAUGGAUAAGUGGCAGAUAAUAAUGUACUUGUUGUUUUUUACUUCUUUUGUGUAUAUUAUAUUUUAUGCUAUUCUUCUUGUGUUAUUUUUCACUUCCAAGGUUUUUGUGAAUGCACAAACCCUUUGGGGGCUUUCUGCUGGCUGUGCAGCAUCCUUUGCAUUGUUUCUGUUUGCAAUCACUCAAAUGCCUAAAGAAUGGUUCCCGCAGGCCAAACAAGGGCUCACACAAGCUGGGAGAGCAACCAAACAGUUUUGGUGCAAUAUGUGCAUCGCAACAUUAUUUUUACUACCUUUGGAUGUUUCUUUAUUCAUUGUGUACUAUAAAACGAAGAGGUUAAUAGGGUUUGAAACUGUGGACUUUUAUUGUUAUGUGUUUAUUAUUUUUUUAGACAUAGCCUUACUUCCUCUUUGUACGACGAACGCAGAUGCGCGUGAACAACUAGGAUUAAUUGUUGUUGAUCUAAAAAACGGAAUAGGAAGCGGUAUAAAUGGCUUAGGAAGCGGCAUAAAUGGCUUAGGAAACGGCAUAAAUGGCUUAGGAAACGGCAUAGGAAAUGCUGUAGAUCAUAUGUUCGGGACAAAUCGAAGAGAUGAAGCACCUCCGAACGAAGAAAUUGAACUUCAACCUCUUGCUGAGCAAAGCGCUGAAGUUUGA